Molecule: messenger RNA, 8201 nt
Organism: Labeo rohita (rohu)
Lineage: Eukaryota; Metazoa; Chordata; Actinopteri; Cypriniformes; Cyprinidae
Gene: kcnh8
Product: potassium voltage-gated channel, subfamily H (eag-related), member 8
Exons: 16
Coding region: 95-3085 (996 amino acids)
Biological process (GO): potassium ion transmembrane transport; regulation of membrane potential
Cellular component (GO): membrane
Molecular function (GO): voltage-gated potassium channel activity
Source: RefSeq, a predicted model, not a curated record
GCUCAGUUUAGCCGGAGUGCUUCAAACUGUCUCUACCUUUGUCUCUGACAACGCCGCGUCACUUUGAUGGGGAAUUCGAUAUCAGGGCGGGAAAAUGCCUGUUAUGAAGGGAUUGCUCGCGCCACAGAACACAUUUUUGGAUACUAUAGCGACGCGUUUUGACGGCACACACAGCAACUUCAUCCUGGCUAAUGCACAAGUGUCCAAAGGCUUCCCAAUCGUGUACUGCUCAGAUGGAUUCUGUGAGCUUACUGGAUUUGCCCGAACCGAGGUCAUGCAGCAGAGCUGCGCAUGUAAGUUUCUGUAUGGGCCAGAGACUAGUGAGCACAUCAUUCUUCACGUGGACUCUGCACUCGAAGAACGUAGCGAGCUCAAGGAGGAGAUAAUGUUCUACAAAAAGAAUGGUAGUGUGUUCUGGUGUCUGCUGGAUAUUGUGCCUAUCAAGAAUGAGAAAGGAGAUGUGGUCCUUUUCCUUGCCUCUUUUAAAGACGUCACUGACACCAAAGCCAAAUCUAUACUUGAGGAGAAGAAAGAAGAGUGCCGCCGUGAGAAGGUCAAGGGCGGGUCUCCGUUCGGCUCCACGCGGCUGCGAUCUAGCACAGUUCUGUACCAUAUUUCAGGACACCUGCACAACCGUCAAAAACAAAGUAAAAUCAAACUUAACAAGAAUGUGUUUGGUGAUCCACCUGCUCUUCCUGAAUAUAAAGUUGCUGAUGCCAAGAAGUCCAAGUUCAUUCUUCUUCACUUCAGCACCUUCAAAGCGGGCUGGGAUUGGCUGAUCCUUCUGGCUACGUUCUAUGUCGCUGUGACGGUGCCGUAUAAUGUUUGUUUUAUUGGUGAUCAAGACUUGACACGGAGCACCACUGUCACUGACAUUGCCGUCGAGAUUCUAUUCAUCAUUGACAUUGUGUUCAGUUUCCGUACUACGUACGUGAGUAAGUCAGGGCAGGUGAUCUUCGAUGCGCGGCAGAUCUGCAUCCAUUACAUGACCACCUGGUUCAUCAUCGACCUGGUUGCCGCUCUGCCUUUUGAUCUCCUUUACGCUUUCAAAGUCAGUGUGGUGUCAGUGGUCCAUCUGCUAAAGACCGUACGCCUGCUGAGACUCUUGCGUCUGCUGCAGAAGAUGGACCGCUACUCCCAGCACAGUACGGUGGUGCUGACCCUGCUCAUGUCCAUGUUUGCACUGCUGGCGCACUGGAUGGCCUGCAUCUGGUACAUCAUUGGCAAGAAGGAGGUGGAGAGCAAUGCAGACACCUGGGACAUUGGUUGGCUGCAUGAGCUUGGGAAGCGCUUGGAGUCUCCAUACGAGGGGGUGAGCACGGGAGCGGUCAACAGAACGCUGAGCAGCGGACCGUCUUUGCGGAGCAUCUACAUCGCAGCGCUGUACUUCACCCUCAGCAGCCUGACCAGCGUGGGCUUUGGAAAUGUCUCUGCCAACACAGACGCAGAGAAGAUCUUCUCCAUCUGCACCAUGCUCAUCGGAGCGCUGAUGCACGCUCUGGUCUUUGGCAACGUGACGGCCAUCAUCCAACGCAUGUACUCGCGCUGGUCCUCUUACCACACACGCACUAAAGACCUGAAGGACUUCAUCCGUGUGCACCACCUGCCUCAGACCCUCAAACAGCGCAUGCUGGAGUACUUCCAGACCACCUGGUCUGUCAACAACGGCAUCGACUCCAAUGAGCUCUUAAAAGACUUUCCAGAUGAGCUGCGUUCAGACAUCGCGAUGCAUCUGAAUAAAGAGAUCCUGGAGCUGUCCGUCUUCUCCUCUCUGAGCCGUGGAUGUCUCCGCUCUCUCUCCCUGCACAUAAAGACGUCGUUUUGUGCGCCGGGCGAGUACCUUCUUCGUCAGGGAGAUGCUUUACAGGCCCUUUUCUUUGUCUGCUCCGGCUCCAUGGAGGUGCUAAAGGACAGCAUGGUGCUAGCCAUCCUCGGUAAAGGCGACCUGAUUGGUGCAAACAUGUCGGUUGACGACCGCGUGAUAAAGACGAACGCUGACGUGAAGGCGCUGACGUACUGCGACCUGCAGUGCAUUAAUCUGAGGGGUCUGUAUGAGGUGCUAGACCUGUAUCCUGAAUACUCCCACCGUUUUGUGCAGGACAUAACACACGACCUCACCUACAACCUGAGAGAGGGACAAGAGAGCCAUGUCAUAUCCAGGAUGUCCAGUAAGUCCAUGGACACACAGAUGGAGGGGAGGGGAAAUGGAGACGUGAUCCAGUGCUAUCCACCAAUAACUGAGCAUCAAGACGAGGGAGAUGAUGAUGAUGAAGAUGAUCAGAUACAGUAUCUCAGCGGUGGAACCAAACAGAAAAUGCAUAUGCAGAAAAAUGACCACCAAACAAACAAAAAGCUCCACAUUCAGCAUACCACUGUCACAAAGCCUGACCUCGCAAAUCUCAGCCCAAGGGUCGUCGACGGCACAGAGGACAGUGAUGGUACAGAAAAUUCACACACAUUUGUAUUUUCCUCUGGUCAUCAGCACACCAGUGGUGCAACUAAUACCACUGCCACCACAGCAGAAUUAGCAGCUAAAUCAGAAGACACCAGAGGACAGCUACGCCACCUUAACCAAGAGGUGAACUCUCUCGGACGGGAAGUGGCUGAGCUGGGACGAGUCAUGCGGAGUCUUGCCUUUCUCAUCGAAUCCAUGAUGGCCUCUCCUCAAACACCAGGUGUCUGUACAUCCACUUUUACCUCGGGACAUCCAUCACCUCCCGUCCCCUUCCAGAGCCAGGGUUCUUCCUGGACCAGCCCUCCUUUUCCCUCACCGAUGCACCCUGGAAUACGUCCGGGAGGACUUGUAUCCCAUCCGCUCAGACCACAAGAACUGCAGCUGGUCUGCCCCACCAUGUCUCCUGGUUCCUUUACAAUCCCACUUUCCUCAUCCCCCCACACAAACAGAUUCAGAGAGCCAUUACUGACCCUUUCUCCGCACAGCGUGGUCGCUCGGACCCGCUCGCAGAGCCUGGAGACGCCUCUCCUGCAACAUCACCAACACAUCUCACACGCCCCUGGAACUUUACCCAGAGCUGGACAGCCUUCACUGGGACAAGGGGAGGAUCUCAGGUCCCUGGGUUUGUAGCACUCAACCUUUAAAACAGACAAGUUCCACUGGAAUCUGCGUGUUAACCUGGACUCAGGACUGGACUGAUCAGAUAAGUGGUACACGCGCUGCCAAAGCCAUAGAGCAAUGGUUCCUUCGAAGAUAUACGAAUCUUACAUCUCAGUUUUUAAGAUAAUCUCUCUAACGGCAUGUCUUUCAAUGCUAGAAACUAAAGGGAUAUCUCUAAUCAGUUGGAGUUCCAACACAGUUUAGACAGUUUAACCUACCAAAACUAAAACAAACUCUUUCAAAUUCAACCCACAUUUCAUAUCCAUUCAUUAUAUGUCUAAAUACUGUUUAUAUUAAGCCAAACUUCAGUUGGCAGUUGCAUAAACAACCACUAUAUUAAAAGCAUAGUUCACCCAAAAAUGAAAUGUCAGUCAUUAAUUACUCACCCUCCAUGUUGUUCCAAAACCAUAAGACCUUUGUUCAUCUUCAGAACACAAAUUAAGCUUUUUAAUGAAAUCUGAGAGUUUUCUGACCCUACCAUGUUCAAGCAGGGCUCUGAACUAGGGUUGUCAAAAGGUACUGGGUUCGCUACUUUCGGUACUGAAAUUUUAAAAACAUCCAUUUCCUGCUCACAUGUUGAGCCGAUUUUGAAACAUCGCUGAUUGGCCAUAGUGUUCACGCGCUCAACAGACAUGACUGUGAUUGGCUACAAUGAUAAGCACUUCACGCUCCUCACUGAGCGCUCACACAUAAGCACGACAGGAGCUUUUGAAAGCCGCGUCUUUUAAUUAUUAUUAUUAUUAUUAUAUUGUUGUAAUAAUAGGGCCCUGUGAUUUUUGCGAAGCGGAAAACGUAGACGGAAUCGCGGAAUCCAGUAAUAAAAACAGAAUUUACAGUUUGACAUGGAAUGCCACGGAAUUUGUCAAAGUUUGGCUGAAUUAAUCAAAAGUAGGUCAUUACACUUAAAUUAAAUCGCAAUAUGGACUAAUAUUUGUAAUUAUUAAACCGCAAAACGACUAUUUACGUAUGAAUUAUGUGCGUCUCUGUGUUAAUGAAUGGCGCAGGCGCUUGUUCAGCAGAAUUAAAACCUUAUUUUUAAGAUAUAAUCAUAUAUUUCUUGUGUUUUAGUUUAGUUUAGUGUUUUAAUUGUAAUAGUAAAUCCCCUUUGUUUACCAAAAAAUAAAAUUUGUUAAAUUUUAAUUAAUUAAAAGAUAAAUGAAAUUAAUUCUUUAUCUGUUCAUUUUAUAACCAGAAAAAUGCAAAUACACAACAGAAUUUCUGAGAAAAAUAAACAUUUCAUAAGGCUAUUGUAAGAAUAAGUGUAACUUGUUUUUAUGCAUUCAAAUAAUUAGACAUGCCAGAACACAGAAUUUGGUAACAAUAGAACAUAAGGUGGGCAAAAAUAAAACAUUUCAUAGGGCCCUAAACAUGAAUUUUGGUUAAACUUUUUUCUUAAAGUUUCAUGAUUUUAAUUAAUUAGACAUGUUUUUUAAAUAAAGAUUUCAUAGGGCCCUAUAAUAACACCUGUGUAAUAACGCCUAAUGCGUUACUAAAUUAUCAACCGGUAUUUUUUCAACUGAAACCGGUUUUGGAACCAUAAUAAUACAGAAGGAUUGCAAAAACAGAAAUGUUAUAAUACUGAUUCUGCUUCGAGUGAACCGAUUUAAUUAUUUAGUUAUUUAUUUAUUUUUUAAGAAACCCAGGCUUUCUGACAUUGCUACGCCUUGUUCACAAGCAGAGGAAUAGACAUGUGUGUGUGGUACUGUUGUUUUCUUUGUGCACAAAAACAUAUUCUUGUAGUUUCAUAAAAGUACAGUUGAACCACUGAUGUCACAUGGACUAUUUUAACAAUGUCCUUACUACCUUUCUAGGCCUUAAAUGUGGUAGUUGCGUUGCUGUUUAUGCAGGGUAAGAAAGCUUUUGGAUUUCAUCAAAAAUAUCUUAAUUUGUGUUACGAAAAUGAGCAAAGAUCUUAUGGUUUUGGAACCACAUGAGGCUGAAUAAUUAAUGACAGAAUUUUCAUUUUUAGGUGAACUGUCACUUUAAGACUGUGUCUCAACUGACUAGCAGUUAAUCAGUAGAAGGGUAAUCAGUCUUGCUUUUUGGAUUCAAAUUAGACCAGUUUACCUUUUUAUGCAACUGACUUCAAAAAAGAUCCAUCAAAGUUUUACUAAACUUUUAAUUCAUCCUAACCAUUGAUGCCUCACAAAAGUUUUGUGCAAUAAAAAGUUACACUUUAUCAACAGCAUCUGGAACAUGCUACCAGUUAUCAGCCCCCCCAGGUUCUAAACUGCAAUUAUAUUAAUGCAAAUCCAAUGGCUUUCUAUGAAAUAAACACUAAAAUGCACACCAUUUUUUCUGGAAUCUUGUCCAGAAGUUUCCAUAAUGUCACUAUCCUCAUAGCACCGGUUAUAAGGAGGAAACUUCAGUUACAUACGAGAAUUAUGUUGGUAACAUAAUCAGAUGUUAACUGACCUAAAGCUAUAGUUAUUGAAAAAUAAGCUCAUUUUCGUCUUUGAAAAUGAGCCUGUUUUCAACUUGGAACAUUCCUUCACAUACUGAACUUCCAAGAAUUUUCUGGAAAAAUCAUGACUGAAAAGAUGGGAGUAAAUUUCACAGGUUGAGUAAAAAGAGUGAGCCAACUGAUUUAAUUAAAAAAAAAUCAGCUCUUUAAUCAGAUGCUUCAAAGUGUGAAUUUUUCUAAUCAAGCUUUGCAGUGCUUGAUAACUGACUUUGUCCUAUAAUUUAGUCAGAUUAGCCCUUUAUGGUGUAAAAAUGCACUGUUUUAAAUAGGUAUGUUUAACUAUUUAUCUAGUUGAUGAGUCUGAACAACUAGUCGGUAUUAAGUAAGCAUUGCAUAAUUAAUAAUAGUCAUGUCAUUUCCACUGAAUACUAAUCAGACUAGUUAGGCAUAUAAGAUGCUUAAAAAACUGUCAGCAGUAAGCUGACAGAUAUUCAGUAAAUAAGCUAAAUAACUAACCUUUAAUUGCACAAAACUACUAUAGUCCUCACAUAAAAGAAAGAUGGAUUAUGCAUAAUAACGGGAACAUUGCUCACAGCGGGCGAUCUGAAGUUUGACAGUAAUUGUCUUGGAAUUUAUUGUUGAAGGUUGUGAAUUUGUUACAAAAGCAGUGCUUUGAUGACUAUAGCGACAAGGUUUUAAAGGGGAUGAAUUUAGAAACUUCUUAGAGAGAUUUUAUGGCUGUAUGCAGGACAGGUAACUUAUUAGACUUUUUGCAUGCUAAUUUACAGCAUGAUGACAGCAUGCUAAAAGCCUCUGAGAAAGCUGCAUCCCCUUUCAAACGCCAACACUAAUGCUAAGCACAGAAACUGGUAACACUUUACAAUAAGGUUUGGCAAAAGUAGUUCAUGCAUUUGGUAUUAUAAACUAAUUCUGACAGCAUAUUUAUUAAUGUUCAUUUAUAUAUUAAAUUAUUUUUUUGAGAUUUUGUGACAGUGUUGUUGAUGCCAAUUUAAAACUAUUAAAAAAUGCUUUUGAUAAUUGAAAUAAAGCUGUAAUUGAAUAAAUAUAAAUAUUAGAUAUAAAUAUUAGAUGAAAAUGUUAACAAUUAGAAAAAACUGAAAUGAAAUGAAGUUGAAGUAUUAAAAUGACUAGAACUAAAUAACAACAUUACUAAAACUUGAAAAUUAAAGUAAAAAAUAAUUAAAAGCUAAAUUCUAAAUUUAAAAAAGAACCUAUUAAAAAUGUCAAAUUUCUAAACCUUUUGCAAACCAUUGCAAAUGACUAAAACCUAAUCUAAAAUGAAAAUGAAAAUAUAAAAAUAAAAGCUAAUUCAUAUAAACUUUAUUUAAUCGCAGAAUUAAAACAAUAAAAUAAAAUAAAAAUGACAGAAGCACAUAAUAACAUUACUAAAGCUUAAAAUUCUAAAAAGACCCUAAUACAAACAAACAAACAAACAAAAAAAUAUAUUAUGAAAACAUUAUAAAAACAUUAUGAAAACUUAAACAAAAAUUAAUAUGUAAAACUAAAAAAACGUUAAAUAAAAGCAAUUAAAAUUCUAAAUAAAUAAAAAAGAUCCAAAUGCAAAUGACAAAAAGUCAGUAACAAAUUAAAAUGAAAAUAAAAAAAUUCUUAAUAUUUGGAAAACGAAAACAAUAAAAAUUAAAAAAAAAUGUUCAUAAGAACAUUACUAAAACUUAAACAAAAAUUUAGAUGAAAAGCUAAAAUAAAAUAAAAGUCUAAAUUCUUAAUAUAAAAAAACAAUAAAAUUGACAAAAGCACAUAGUCAAAUUACUAAUUAACUACUAAUUAACUUGAAAGUUAAUAUGAAAAAUGAAAGAAAAAAAAAACAAUAAUAAAUAAAAAUAUGAAAUAGAACCUAAUACAAAUUACAAAAAGCCUAUAACAACAUUAAAAUGAAAUGAUUCUUAAUAUUAAAAAAACCCAAAACAAAAAAAUGAAAAAAGCCUUUAUAUAUAUAAAGGUAAAAUUCUAAAUAUGAAACAGAACCUAAUACAAAUCACAAAAAACCCAAACAAAAUGACUAAAACCUAAACUAAAAUGAAAAUAUAAUAUAAGGCCAAUUUAAAAAAUUUUAGAAACACUAUAAUAGUAUCUGAAUCAUACUAAAAUAACACUUACACUGUCACAUCACAUUGGUUAGUCAUUUGCUGCUCAUAUGACCAGAAACUGAAAUGACUUCAGUUGGCUUCAGAUCACUUGCAGUGUGAACGUCCCAUAAACUCCUUCAUUAUCAACUUCAUUAAGACCAGAUUGAUUGUUUGCUUUACAUUUAAGCUAAUAUAAAGCACAACUGCUUGCUGUAAAGCAUCACUCGAAAGUUUUCCAAGAUAUCCCUUUGGUUUCUUUCUUUUUGUUGUUUUUAAUUGCAUGACUUGUGAAGAGGGUGGAGAGUAUACCCUUGCAGUAGGUUGUAGAGAUGCCAUGUAGGGUUGUGCAGUAGACACCAUAGCAGCAUGAAGGUCAUCUUGACACACACUGUCUCUCUUUUCUCCUCUGCUUGGCCCUCAGGGCAGGAGGGAGGAACAGCAGGGACGAGUCUUACACAAUGUGCGGACGCUGUAUGCGAGUGCAUGUACUUGAAUAUGCGUGCGAGCGCGUUUGGGGGGGGGAACGGGGUUAUAAUACUGUAGCCGAGUACUAAAGGGGUAUUUGCGACAAGGA